This is a messenger RNA of Colletotrichum navitas, 3705 nucleotides long. RefSeq names its product CNH domain-containing protein. Lineage: Eukaryota; Fungi; Ascomycota; Sordariomycetes; Glomerellales; Glomerellaceae. The record is from RefSeq and is a predicted model, not a curated record. Gene Ontology annotation, biological process: intracellular signal transduction. The transcript has 2 exons. Gene Ontology annotation, molecular function: guanyl-nucleotide exchange factor activity. Bases 1 to 3705 code for a protein of 1234 amino acids.
AUGGCCGAAUAUCACGGCGACCCGAGAGGUCAUUCGUCCAACUACCAGCGCGAUGCUGCCUUCUCCAACAUUUUCGGCGCCGCCCCCCCGCCGGGACGUUCCCAAACAAUGACCUCCUCCUCGAUGCCUCCUCAGAUGAUGCCGCAACAGGGCAGGACGCAGACAAUGUCCUCAUCGACCGUGUCGUCUAUGCAGCGCCAACCACCCCCGAGAGUGCCUCCGGGCCAGUACAUGGAUCGCGAGCCGGGCUCUCCGAGAGGUGCUUCCGUACAGCCCAACGGGUACGCGGCACAGCAGAGAUCGGCAUCCGGCGGUUACCAAGUCCCCAAUCCUCAAGCACACUACAUGCACCAGCAACAACAGGCUCGCCGCCCAUACGGAGGGCCUGCCGGACCCAUCCCUCAGCGCGGCGAUGUUAGAGGCCCGCCGCACCCGCCCCAGGGGCAGUACGGUCCGCCAAGAACCGCAACGCAGAGAUACUACCAGGGAGGAGGAGGCCCGGCGCCGGCUUUGAACAGCGAUCCCUACCGAUCGCAGUCUCUCGCCUCCGCCCCGAGGCCGAACAUGUACCAGCCUCCUCCGAGCGCCUACGGCUCCCUGCCGAAUCAACAAGCCCCGGCUAACGCUUUCCGCCAACCCCCGUACAACCCGAGUUCGUCUCGAACGACGGCUCAAGGAAGGGUCGUGCCGGAACGUCACGAUGAUCGGGCCAUGUCCAUGACCGGCUAUCCCUCCCAUGACCGCGAUAUGCAUCAAUACCAAAACUCGCACCAGACCAUGAGCGGGCGGGUCAUCCCGAACAGAAGGGCACCGGUGGAGCUGCCCAACACCGGCGGCAGCUUUGGGGGAGGCUACACGCCCGCGCCCGGGUCUCAGACGAGGACGACCAGCAUGGCUUCCUCGAACGGCGAUUCCGUCAACCAAAGGACAAUGUCGAUGGCGUCUACAGUGGCGCCUACGAUAACACCUUCGGAUAGCGACUCUGCGACACUGGCACAUAGGCCUUCCAUGAGCAAGUCCGUGGAAGGUGAGCGGCCGCCGACUGGCAAGAUCCGACCUCCCCUGGUAUACCCCGCGUUGUUGUCGAGGGUUGCCGACUGCUUCCGACAAAAGAUCAUCACCGGCGACCGGACGAAGAACGAGCUCACGUACAAGAACGCCUUCAGCGGCGCCGAGGCCGUGGAUGUUUUGUCGUACAUUAUCAGAACGACUGACCGGAACCUGGCGCUGUUGCUGGGACGAGCACUCGAUGCGCAAAAGUUCUUUCACGAUGUGACAUACGAGCACCGCCUGCGAGAUUCGACGUCGGAGAUGUACCAGUUCCGAGAAACACUGAUGGAAGAACCCGAAGAGAAGCCCCCCGUCAACGGCGUUUUCGUCCUCCUUUCCGAAUGCUACUCCCCAACGUGCACGAGAGACCAGCUUUGCUACUCCAUCGCCUGCCCUCGCAGACUGGAGCAGGUGUCUCGACUGAACCUGAAGAUCCAGCCUGGCUUGAAGAAGGAAUCCGACCACGCCGCGAACGAGGACGACGUCGACCAGACGGACGAGCAGAAGCUGUGGAUAAACUCGGUGCCGAGGGAAGUGGCCGACAGCGUCGGCGACAAGGAGAAGAAGAGACAGGAAGUCAUAUCGGAGAUCUGCUACACGGAAAGAGAUUUCGUCAAGGAUUUGGAAUACCUUCGCGACUUCUGGAUCCUGCCCUUGCGGUCCAAGGCUUCUCCCAUCCCUGCGAAUCGGAGGGAGAAGGUCGUCAAGUCGAUCUUCAGCAACAUUGUGGAUCACCCGAGUCUUCACGCGGUGAGCUCGCGGUUCGCCAAGUCGUUGACGGAGCGGCAACAGAAGAACCCGGUUGUCGGCAACAUUGGUGACAUCUUCGCCGAGUGGGUGCCUCAGUUCGAGCCGUUCAUCAUGUACGGAUCCAAGCAGCUGGAGGCCAAGUUUGAGUUCGAGAACGAGCGCUCGGCCAAUCCGUACUUUGCCAAGUUUGUGGACGAGAUCGAACGCAGGAAAGAGUCUCGCAAGCUGGAGCUCAACGGUUACCUCACCAAGCCGACAACACGAUUGGCCCGUUACCCGCUGUUGCUCGAGAACGUCCUCAAGUACACCGAGGACGGCAACUCGGAUAAGGAAGACAUCCCGAAGGUGCUCAAGUUGAUCCGCGACCUGCUGACCAGGGUCAACGCCGAGUCCGGAAAGGCCGAGAACAGAUUCAACCUGAGGCGCUUGCACGAGCAACUGCGCUUCCGGCCGAACGAAAGAGUCGACCUGCGGUUGACGGAGGAGGGCAGAGAAUUGGUGUUCAAGAGCCAGCUGAAGAAGACACCGCAGGACGCUUCCGAGAUCACUGCCUUCUUGUUCGACCACGCGGUCCUGCUUGUGAGAAUCAAACAAGUCGGCAAGGGCGAGGAAAUCAAAGCCUACCGGCGACCGAUUCCCCUGGAGUUGCUCGCCAUUCGGGAGAUGGAGGAGGUCAUCCCCGACUCCGGUGCCAUGAAGCGAUCGUCGUCGAGCCUGAUCCCCCAACUGCGGAACAACACGAACGACAGCAAGAAGGGCGAAGGCUGGCCAAUCACGUUCAGGCAUUUGGGCAAGGCCGGGUACGAGUUGACCCUCUACGCGUCAAACCAGGCUGCACGUAAGAAGUGGCUCGAGUUCAUCGACAGCGCCCAACAACGUCUGAGGGCCCGCGCCGACUUCUUCAACACCAGCGUCAUCUCUGCAGGAUUCUUCAUCGGCACCAACCAGGUCAACUGCGUCACGCCAUAUGAUGGUGGACGCAAGCUGCUGUACGGCACGGACAACGGCAUCUACCUCUCCGACCGCAAGAGCAGGGACGCGAUACCGAGGCGUGUCAUCGAGACGACGAGCGUCACCCAGCUCGACGUCCUCGAGGAGUAUGGCCUCCUUCUGGUGCUGUCCAACAAGGCCCUCUACUCGUACCCUCUCGGGGCUCUCGACCCGAACGAGCCUGCCCUUUCCAAGCGACCCAAGAAGAUCCAGAGCCACUGCAACUUCUUCAAGACAGGCAUCUGCCUGGGCAGGCAUCUCGUGUGCUGCGUUAAGUCCUCGGCUCUCUCGACUACGAUCAAGGUGUACGAGCCCAACGACGCCAUGUCCAAGGGGAAGAAGCAAAAGGGCUUUGGCAAGAUGUUUGCCGGGCAGGACGAGCUCAAGCCGUUCAAGGAGUUCUACAUCCCCACGGAAUCGUCGUCGGUGCACUUCCUCAAGUCCAAAUUGUGUGUGGCGUGUGCCCGCGGUUUCGAGGUUGUGUCGCUCGAGACGCUCGAGACCCAGUCGUUGCUUGACCAGGCCGACACGAGCCUCGACUUUGUCGCACGGAAGGAGAACGUCAAGCCGAUUCACAUUGAGCGCCUCAACGGCGAGUUCUUGCUCAACUACUCCGAGUUCUCCUUCUUUGUCAACCGCAACGGUUGGCGGGCGAGGCCGGAGUGGCGUAUCGACUGGGAGGGGACGCCACAGAGCUUCGCCCUCAGCUACCCGUGGAUUCUGGCAUUUGAGCAAAACUUUAUCGAGCUCAGAAACAUCGAGAAUGGCGCCGUGCACAUUGUGCCGCACAAGAACAUUCGGAUGCUGCACAGCAGUACGCACGAGAUCAUUUUCGCGUACGAAGACGAAAAGGGCGAGGACGUUGUCGAAGCCAUCGACUUUUGGAAGAGCAAUAGGAGAUCGGAAAUUCCCUGA